AUGUCAAAAUCAUUCCAGGACAAGAUCGUUCUCAUCACAGGUGGUGGGAGUGGUAUCGGACGGGCGACGGCCCUGAAAAUGGCGUCUAUGGGCGCCUCGAUAUCGCUCUGCGAUAUCAACGUACCCAACCUCGAAGCCGUUGCCUCUCAAUGCUGUACCCCCACCCACGCCCAACAAGUAGACGUGGGAUGCACAGCCGAAGUGCAGAGCUUCGUCGAUACCACGCUCGCCAGGUUUAGCAAAAUCGACUACGUCUUCAACUGCGCGGGCGUAAACCCGACCAGCAUACCGCUAGAAGAGACGACGGAUGCAUACUGGGACAAGCUCGUGAACACCAAUCUCAAAGGCUGUUUUCUGGUCACACGCGCUGUACUCCCGCAUCUCCAGCGCGGCGCUGCCAUUGUAAACGUCUCGAGCAUCUCUGGCAUGCGUGGAUCAGCCAUGCAGUCUGUUUACUGUACGACCAAAUUCGGACUCAUUGGCAUGACGAAGUCGCUUGCGUUGGAGCUGGGGCCUAGAGGUAUCAGGGUCAAUUGCGUGGCGCCGGGGUAUAUUGAUACGCCGAGCAAUGCGGGCAUAGUCAAGGGAGGGGAGUUUGUGGAGAGGAUGAGGAUGGGGAAUGCGUUGGAGAGAUUGGGGACGCCAGAUGAGGUUGCGGAUGUGGUGGCGGUUUUGUUUGGGGAGGAGAGUCGGUAUGUGAAUGGGGCGGUGAUGGAGAUUGAUGGGGGUUUGAGAGGAUGA
Molecule: messenger RNA, 741 nt
Organism: Plenodomus lingam JN3
Lineage: Eukaryota; Fungi; Ascomycota; Dothideomycetes; Pleosporales; Leptosphaeriaceae
Source: RefSeq, a predicted model, not a curated record